AUUCAAAACUAAAUAUGUGAUAUCCUAUUUAACAGGUAACUAAUGCCAUAGAUUAUGUGAUAAGUAAGCAAAAUCAAUUACCAAAUCAAUUUAAAUAAAUAUAUAAAUUAGAAUAAAAUAUAGCUUUUGAAAUAUCCAACAAACUAUAUAGCUCCUUUAUCAUGAGUGAGAGAGAGAAUACAACAAAACAAAUCAUUUGAACUAUUAGAACAAAAAAAUGCUGAACAAAAUUUGGUUUCAUGCAGUAACAUGUUUUUGAGUCUGUAACUUGUAGAUAGAGCAAUAAUGGACAACAAUGAAGUUUCAAGAGUUGAUAGUUUAAGAAGAACAAGUAGUUCUAAUUCUAACUUAUGGAGGAACAAUAGUAUGGAUGUUUUUUCAACAUCUGAACGUGAAGAUGAUCAAGAAGCACUUAAAUGGGCUGCUAUUGAAAGACUCCCUACAUAUCUAAGGAUUAGAAGAAGUAUACUCGAUAAUCAAGAAGUUGAUGUCGAAAAGCUUGGAUUAACUGAGAGAAAAGUUCUUUUAGAGAGACUUGUGAAAAUUGCUGAAGAAGAUAAUGAAAAGUUUUUGUUGAAACUCAAGGAAAGAAUGGAAAGAGUUGGAUUAGAUAUUCCAAAAGUUGAGGUAAGAUUUGAGCAUAUAAAUGUGGAAGCACAAGUUUAUGUUGGAGGAAGAGCUUUACCUUCAUUGCUCAACUUCUUUGUUAAUGUCUUAGAGGUGAUUAUUCAACAAGCCAUUUUCUCCUUUCUACACUUUUCUUGGAUUUAUUUAUCUCUGAUUAUGAUUUUUAACUUAAAUGAUAUCUUUAUUUUUAAGGGAUUCUUAAAUUAUUUUCAUAUUAUUCCAAGUCCAAAGAAACCAUUACAUAUUCUUCAAAAUGUUAGUGGAAUCAUAAAGCCUCAAAGAAUGACAUUACUUUUGGGGCCACCAGGCUCUGGAAAGACCACUUUGCUUUUGGCCUUGGCUGGAAAACUUGCCAAAGAAUUGAAAAAUUCUGGGAGAGUAACAUACAAUGGAGAAGGACUAGAAGAGUUUGUUCCACAAAGAACAUCAGCUUAUAUAAGUCAAUAUGAUAAUCACAUUGGAGAAAUGACUGUCAGAGAAACACUUGCUUUCUCUGCAAGAUGUCAAGGGGUUGGACAUAAUUAUGAUAUGUUGACUGAACUACUCAGAAGAGAAAAAGAAGCAAAGAUUAAACCAGAUCCUGAUGUUGAUGCCUAUAUGAAAGCAGCAGCACUAGAAGGACAACAGGCGAGCGUCGUAACUGACUAUAUUCUCAAGAUUUUAGGACUUGAAAUCUGUGCUGACAUUAUGGUAGGAGAUGAAAUGAUAAGAGGUAUCUCAGGAGGACAGAAAAAGAGAGUAACAACAGGUGAGAUGCUGGUUGGACCUAUAAAGGUUUUGUUCAUGGAUGAGAUAUCAACUGGUUUGGACAGUUCAACAACUUUUCAAAUAAUCAGCUCAAUCAGACAAUCAAUCCAUAUUCUGAAUGGAACUGCACUUGUGUCUUUGCUACAACCAGCACCAGAAACUUAUGAACUAUUUGAUGAUAUAAUACUUCUCACAGAUGGACAAAUUGUGUAUCAAGGACCAAGAGAAAAUGUACUUGAGUUUUUCGAAUCAAUGGGAUUCAAAUGUCCUGAAAGAAAAGGAGUUGCUGAUUUCUUACAAGAAGUGACAUCAAGAAAAGAUCAAUGGCAAUAUUGGGCAAAUAAAGAUGAACCUUAUAGUUUUGUUACUGUCAAGGAUUUUUCUGAAGCCUUUCAGUUAUUCCACAUUGGUCAAAAACUUGGAGAUGAGCUAGCCCAUCCUUUUGAAAAGUCUAAAGGCCAUGCAAAUAUCUUGACCACAAAGAAAUAUGGUGUUAACAAGAAGGAGCUUUUGAAGGCUUGUGCUAGCAGAGAAUUUUUGCUUAUGAAGCGAAAUUCAUUUGUCCAUAUAUUCAAAGUCACUCAACUUAUUUAUUUAGCUAUCAUGACGACAACAUUGUUUCUAAGAACAAAGAUGCAUAAGGAUACUGUGGAAGAUGGAGGAACAUACAUGGGAGCACUAUUCUUCACAGUGACAGUAGCAAUGUUCAAUGGAAUAUCAGAGCUAAAUAUGACAAUCAUGAAACUUCCUGUCUUUUACAAGCAAAGAGACCUUCUUUUCUAUCCUUCAUGGGCUUAUUCUCUUCCACCAUGGAUCCUCAAAAUACCAAUAACUCUUAUAGAAGUUUUCAUUUGGGAAGCCAUUACUUACUAUGCCAUCGGCUAUGAUCCAAAUUUUGUAAGGCUUUUAAAACAGUAUUUGAUAAUCUUUUGCAUUAACCAAAUGGCAUCUUCACUGUUUCGGUUGAUGGCAGCCUUAGGAAGGGAUGUUGUAGUUGCAAACAAUGUUGGAUCAUUUGCAUUACUAGUAGUUCUGGUUUUGGGAGGAUUUGUGAUUUCAAGAGAGGAUGUGCACAAAUGGUUUCUGUGGGGUUACUGGUCCUCACCACUGAUGUAUGGACAGAAUGCUAUAGCUGUGAAUGAAUUUCUUGGACAUAGUUGGAGAAAGGUUACUCAAAAUUCCAAUGAAACAUUGGGAGUUUUGGUAAUGAAAACUCGCGGUUUUUUCCCACAAGCUUACUGGUAUUGGAUUGGUGUAGGAGCAUUGAUUGGUUAUGUUUUUCUAUUCAACUUUCUGUUCACAUUGGCUUUACAAUAUCUCAGUCCAUUCAGAAAGGAUCAAGCAGGGCUAUCUGAGGAGAAAUUGCUGGAGAGAGAUGCUUCAACAGCUGAAGAGUUUACUCAGUUACCGAAUCGAAAGAGAAUUUCAGAAACAAAGAUUGUUGAAGAAGAACUUAUAUCAUCCAGAUCUUUUUCUGCAAGAGCCGGUAAGGAUAAAGCUAGUGUAAGUGGAAGGAGAGGCAUGGUUCUUCCUUUUCAACCUCUAUCCAUCACUUUCGAUGAAAUCAGAUAUGCUGUAGACAUGCCUCAGGAAAUGAAAAGUCAAGGAGUUUUCGAGGACCGUCUUGAACUUUUGAAGGGUAUUAGUGGUGCAUUUAGGCCUGGAGUUCUAACAGCUCUAAUGGGAGUAAGUGGUGCUGGAAAGACUACUCUAAUGGAUGUUUUAGCCGGAAGAAAAACUGGUGGAUAUAUUGAUGGAAACAUCACAAUAUCUGGUUAUCCAAAGAAUCAAAAAACAUUUGCUCGCAUAUCAGGAUAUUGCGAACAAUUUGAUAUUCACUCGCCUAAUGUUACAGUUUAUGAAUCUUUGCUAUAUUCAGCAUGGCUUCGGUUGCCACCUGAAGUUGAUAAAGCUACGAGAAAGAUGUUUAUCGAGGAAGUUAUGGAGCUUGUAGAGCUUAACUCAUUAAGAGAAGCACUUGUUGGAUUGCCAGGCGAGAAUGGACUUUCAACUGAACAACGUAAGAGACUUACAAUUGCAGUUGAACUUGUAGCAAAUCCAUCAAUAAUAUUCAUGGAUGAGCCAACCUCUGGCCUUGAUGCUAGAGCAGCUGCAAUUGUAAUGAGAACGGUAAGGAACACCGUGGACACAGGACGUACUGUGGUUUGCACGAUCCAUCAGCCAAGUAUUGACAUAUUUGACUCCUUCGAUGAGCUUCUACUUAUGAAAUUGGGAGGUGAACAAAUAUAUGCCGGUCCAUUAGGCCGCCACUGUUCUCAGUUGAUUCAUUAUUUUGAGGCUAUUGAAGGAGUUCCUAAGAUCAAAGAUGGUUAUAAUCCUGCAACAUGGAUGUUGGAAGUUACAUCAGCAGGAUCAGAAGCAAAUCUUAAGGUCGACUUCACUAAUGUAUACAGAAACUCGGAACUAUACCGGAGAAACAAACAAUUGAUCCAGGAAUUAAGUAUACCUCCUCAAGAUUCAAAGGAUUUAUACUUUGAUACUCAAUAUACACAAACUAUGUUGGCACAAUGUAAAGCUUGCUUAUGGAAACAACAUUUAUCAUAUUGGCGAAACACGUCGUAUACAGCAGUUAGACUGUUAUUUACAACACUAAUAGCUAUCUUGUUUGGAAUCAUAUUUUGGAACAUUGGAUUGAAAAGGAGAAAGGAACAAGAUCUUUUCAAUGCAAUGGGAUCAAUGUAUGCUUCUGUUAUCUUUAUUGGAGUACAAAAUGGUGCCUCUGUGCAGCCAGUAAUAGCUGUUGAGAGAACAGUCUUUUAUAGAGAAAGAGCUGCUGGAAUGUAUUCUGCUUUGCCUUAUGCAAUAGCACAGGUGAUUAUAGAGCUUCCACACAUCUUGGUUCAGACACUGGUUUAUGGUAUUAUUGUAUAUUCCAUGAUGGGAUUGGAUUGGACAACAUCAAAAUUCUUGUGGUAUCUUUUCUUCAUGUACUUCACUUUCUUGUACUAUUGUUUCUAUGGUAUGAUGACCAUGGCUAUCAGUCCCAACCCACAUGUUGCUGCCAUAAUGUCUAGUGCAUUCUAUGCAAUUUGGAGCCUUUUCUCAGGCUUUGUCAUUCCCUUAUCUAGAAUACCAAUAUGGUGGAAGUGGUACUAUUGGAUAUGUCCAGUUGCAUGGACCUUGAAUGGAUUGGUGACAUCUCAAUAUGGAGACAACAUGGAAAAACUUGAGAAUGGUCAAAGGGUUGAAGAAUUUGUGAGAAAUUACUUUGGGUUUAAACAUGACUUCCUAGGAGUGGUUGCAAUUGUUGUGGCUGGUUUCUCAGUGUUGUUUGCAUUUAUCUUCACUCUUGGCAUCAAAGCAUUCAACUUCCAAAAAAGAUGAAAUUACUUCAAAUAUGAUUCUUUGACAAAUAAUUCAUAUCCCUAGUGCAAAUUCUAGGUUGUCAUGUCCUCUUAGUAUGAUAGUUAGCAAGUCCUUCAUGAAUGAAGAAGUACAAAAUGCAUUCAUACAAAUUAAUGUGGACAAUUUUAAUAUUUUUAUUAUUAGAAUUUUAUUUAUUUAUGCUACCACCUAGCAUGUAAAACAAAAUAAUUGCCCUUAUGUAAAAAAGAACAAAAAGACUAGUUAUACAUUUUAACCUGUUGGGAAUUGCCUUGAAAACGUGGAAAAAACACUAAUCUGCUGUUUUUUUCGUCCCGGGCGAAAAAACCCGUGCCCCGGGCGAAAUUUGAAGCAGGAAAAGGGAGCUCUUUGUUUGUUUGUUGCCCCAGGCGAAAAAAUUGGUGCCUCAGGCGAAAUUUUUGCCCCAGGCGAAAAAAGUGGUGCCUCGGGCGAAAAUUGCUGCAGGGUAUUUAAAGGGUCACAUUUUCUGUUUUUUGACAACAAGUUUUGAGGGUUUCUUUAACCAAAACGGCGGCUAGGGUUAAGAGGGUUACUCUUUGUUCAUCUCUAGGUUUUGGGUGUUGAUUCUUUCAUCUUGUAAUCACUUUCAUAUUGAAUUUCUUGGUCACGGGAAGAAAUUCAGGCUUAGGGUAGAAUUAGGAUCAAGGCUAAUUCUUGUAACUCUAUUGUGAGAUUUCAUUGUAAUCAAGAACAUCAUUUGAUAGUGGAACAGAGAGUGGCUCUCUCCCCAGAGUAGGUCGGUUUUGACUGAACUGAGUAAACAAUAUCUCGUGUUCUUUACGUUUUCGCGGUUUAUCUUUUGUUAUUGUUAUUAUUGUCAUUCUCGCUUGUUGAUUGCUUUAAUCCAUUUGCUCCACACACAUCAAGGUAUUGGUGUGAUUUAAUCGAAUUCACAACAUAACCAUGCAAUAUGAUUCAAUUCAA
This is a messenger RNA of Trifolium pratense (red clover), 5664 nucleotides long. Its product is annotated as pleiotropic drug resistance protein 1-like. The record is from RefSeq and is a predicted model, not a curated record. NCBI's taxonomy places the organism in Eukaryota, Viridiplantae, Streptophyta, Magnoliopsida, Fabales, Fabaceae. Bases 286 to 4719 code for a protein of 1477 amino acids. The transcript is spliced from 22 exons. Gene Ontology annotation, molecular function: ATP hydrolysis activity; ATP binding; ABC-type transporter activity. Gene Ontology annotation, cellular component: membrane.